AUGGAUGAACUACAUGAAAUAAUUUAACAAAGGGUAAAAAAAGCAUAAGAGUUGAAUGAGAUUUUCUAAAGCUAAGAUGAUGGAUAAUCACGAAACAAUGAAAUACUCAGCCAGCUAUCAAGAACAAAAAUAUUAUCUAAUAUGCUGAGGAAGGCAAAGGAAGAUGAAAAAUAUAGAAUUGAAAAAGAAAAUUGGAUACUCAAUGUUCUUAAAGCCUUCAAAGAUCCUAACUCAAUACAAAAAAACUUUAUAUACAACAGAUCAAUUGAUAUUAUGAAAUUAAUAUUUCCUUAAUUCGAAUACUCGUACUUGCAAUAGACACAAUAAAUAGAAUAGCAGCAUAUUUUUAUCAAUAAAUUUGUGACUUUAUACUAAAAGUUCUUUUAGACAUUUGAAAAAUGCUAUGAAUUCAAAUAACAGUUCAAGUUUAUUAUAAGGCCUUAGAAUUAAUAUAUAAUAUAUGACAUGAUAAGAUAUUUAGUUGAAUUUUCGAGAGACUACUUUACUCAGUUUGUAACCUAUUGGCAAAGUUAUAGAAAUAGAGAUAUUAAAUAAACUCAAUUAUUUUAGCAAAGCUAAAUAGCUUCUCAUUUCAUUAAUUAAGCUAAAAAUUAAAAUAUCUAAAAUUUGAAUAAUAAUAAAAGUAGCUAAGUUAUUGCUGUUGGCUAAGCCUUUUAGUAAAAUAAUCCUCAAUAAUAAUAAAACACAUCAAUUUCGAAUUAAACAAAGACUUUGAAUAAUAAUUAAAAUUUUACAGUUACAGUUUCUACUUAAUUUAAAUUGCAGUAAAGGAGUAUUUCAUCUAAUAAUAUAAGUAGCUUAAUCAAACAAAAUUGCAUAGAUGAUUAAACUUAAAAUAAUAAAGAAGUAAAUUUAAUUUAAAAUAAUGCUUUUAUUCAAAGCUAAUUAGACUAAAAAAAAUAAUAAUAAUAAUAAGAUUUUAACCAAAAAAGAUUAAAAAUAUCUUUGUAAUCCGCUAAUUAGUAAUUGCUAAGUUUUUAAGAUGCUGAUUAGCAAGUACAAAACAUAGGUUUUUUUGAUUAAAUUAAUUGCAUUUAAAUAAAAGAAAGAGAUGAUGAUGACCAUUAAAAUUUAUAUACAUAGAAUUUUAAGAAGACUUUUAAAAAUAUGAAUUAUGAAGAUGAAAAAGAAUAAGGAUAUGAUACUCCUCUAAAAUUAGGGAUUGACUUAGAUUAAAAUGAAGUUAUAAAAUUAAAAGAAAAUUGUAAUGAUAAUUAUGUAAAUUUAGCAACUGAAGAUACAGUUUCAAAUGAUUUAAAUAGACAGAUUAGAAAUUAAAUAGACCAAAAGUCUUAAUUACAGAGUAAAGAUGUUUCUCCUUUAAGUAAAAAUAAUUAGGAAUUAGAUAUUCCCUAAUUAGACUUUAGUAAAACUUAUUAAGCCUUGUAAAAAAGAUAAAGUCCUAUGAGGUAAACAAAAUAUGCUGAAUAAAUAAAAAUAUAACCCAGAAGAGCAGUUGAAACUAUUCAGUUUAAUAAUCCUUCUCUCAGCAAUACUUGGUUUAAUAAAAAAAUAAAUAGAAUAAAUGAGUUUUAGUCAAUAUUUAUGUCAUACGGAUAACUCUCAGAUGUAAUGCCAGACCUAGACUAAGGCGCUAUAACACUUACAAACUAUAAAUUAAGAAAGCUUUUAAAUCUAAAUUCUACAGAUACAAAAUAAUAGCAAGAAGAUUUGCAAUUAUGGAUGAGAAAUACUUUUGAAGUUAGCUAUUCGCGAAAUUAAAGAAUUUCUAAUUCAAUUUAAGGAUAUCUUGUAAUUUUAGAAGAGUGCUAUAAAAAUAAUUUCAACUUUAGGAGUAAAUUAGGAGAAUUUUAUAAAACAAAUGUGAUUAAGAAUAAUGUUGAAACUCAUGAUACUAGUAGUUUGAUAAUUAAAAUAUAACAGAAUAGAUUUGUAAUGGCUCAAAAAAAAAUUAAUAAAAAUAAAACUGAAGUUAACUUUAUGAAAAACUUUAAAUUCUAAAGUGAACAGAAUCUAGAAAAUCUAACUAAUUCUCCAGUUUCUAAAAAAUAAAGAAGUAAAAAGAUGUCAAUACACUCUUCCUAAAAUUUAGAUUAAUAAUCUAAAUGUUAAAAUACUCAAUAAGAUUCAUAGAUAAACUAGAGAUCAGAUUGUAAAAUAGAAGAUCCAUUUUAAAAUUUAAACUAACUUGAUUCAUGCUUUAACCAUGAAAUUAAGGAAACUAAAAGCAGUGAACACUAAGAUACUGAUGAAAUCUAAUUUAAAAAAUGUGAGGAUUACUUAAUAAAAAAAGAAAUACAGCCAAUUUUUAACAGAACUUAAGCAUUUUCAUCAACAAAGAAAAGAUAAAAUUCUAUUCCUAAACUGAGAAUGUUCAAAAACUUUUCUCAGCAAAAAGUAUUUUAAAGCUAAUCAGAGGUGAACAACAAUUUUGAUGAGCCAAAAUUUAGUUAAAUUUCAAAUAAUUAAAAAUUACCAAAUGACUAAUUAUCAAUGUAAAAUAUUUCUAAAAAUUUGAUAAAGAGCAGCUAAAGUAAAGCUUCAAACUAAAAAUAAAUGAGAAAUGUAUCUCCAUAGAAAAAUUAAGAUUAUCUCAUAGAAUUUAAAACAAAAAUUAUAAAAUUACAACCAAACUAAAACCCAAUAUCUGUCUUUAAUGAUUAAAAUUUUUAGUCUAUCAUUUAAGAGGCUGAUACAGACUAAGAUAAAAGCAAUUAUAUGGGAAUUGAAUAAUAAAAUGAUUAGGUAGAUAAUAAAAAGGCUAUUACAAUAAACAAAAACUUAGCUAAUAAAUUAUACAAAAUUAAAAGUUUUCAUAACGAUAAAGAUUUAUAGAGUUAAGCAAACAAAAAUGGAAAUAUCUAAACUUAAAAUGCUGCAAAAAAGAUAAAAACAGCUAUUUAAUAUUACUAAUAAGAUCAACCUAAUUUGAAUAAAGUUUCUUAAAAUUAUUUGUAAAAAAGCCUCAGUAAAUAAGCAUACUAAAGUAAAUUCUAACAAGAAAAAAAUCUACUUUAAAGACUGUAAAAAUCAAAUUAGCCAACCAGUUCUCUUCCAUAAGUGAAUACAGAGUUUAUUCAAAAACUCUCUUAGCUAGAAAUCAAUUAGCUUUUUCCUUAGCUAUAGCAAAGCUAAUCUAAUGAAGUAUAAGAAGAACUUUAUUUUUCUAAAUAAAACAUAAGUAGGAUAUCACCUUUUUCAAAAACACCAUAGAAUUAGUUAAAUAGUAAUGAAGUUAAACUGUUCUCUACUCAAAAUAAGAACCUCCAACUUCAAACAAAAGAUUUGUAAGAAAGUCCAUCAAAUUGUGAUUAAAACUUCAAUAAAUUAGAAUUCAUAAAUUUAAAUUUAAUUGAUAAGAAAAACUUUAGCUAAUCUGAUAAAAAAAUGAGCCCAAGUAUUUCCCCUUUUUCAAGAAAUUAAUCGGUUGAACAAAAAUGCAACUAUGAAAAGAAAAAACUUUUUAGUGAAAAAUUUAAGCUAUUGAUUUAAAAGACAGAGCAGAACCCAAUAGAAUCAGAUAAAUGUAUUAAACCUGAAAAUGAGUCAAUAUAAGUUAAUAAAAUAAAUAAUGAAUAAAAUUAAAAGGUACUCUUUGAGUAAAUUAAUUCAAAUAAUAAUUUAAAUAAAUAUGAGAUAUCAAGUCAAAGAAAAACAAAAAGAAGUGAGUCUGCUGUAAAUAUUAAAUACAAUGUAGAAAAUAAUGAAUAAAAUAAUCAAAGUGAUUUUUAUAUUGCUUCUACUUUCAAUGUUAUUGAUUAAUACAAUAACUUAAAUAGCAGAGCAAGUGAAUUCAUUCUUGAUGAAAGAUAAAAUAAUAAUUAAAAUAUAUAAAAUCAAUUGAAUUUUAGUUAAGAUAAUAAUUUAGUUUGCAACUAAAUAAUAAAUUAAAAAGAUUUUAUUAAGCUGUUAACUAAUUCUAAUUUCAAAAAAAAUCUUCUUCAUCCUCACCUAAAAUAAAAAACAAGCACUGAAUUUUUUUAGUAAAUUUAUUCAAAGAUUUCAAAAAAUCGUAAGCUCCGCUCAUCUUCUCAAUUAAGAAGGCAAUAUGCUAGUUAAAACUAAUUUGAUAGUCUACUACAAUAAAUGAAAAAUCAAAAUUUAUAAUAGAAUGAUUUACCUUCUAGAGCUUAAGAAAAUUUAUUCAAAAAUAAUAACUAAGAAGCUUAAUUUAAUAAGUAAAGUAACUUAGAUUAACAAUAAUAAUAAUUUGAUAAAAAAAACAAUUAGAAUGAAAAUGUAACCUAAAUUUUUUAAAAGCAAAUCACCUAACAAAAUGAAGAAAUAGUUAUCAAAAAGGUGCCAGAAAAUCAAAUAAAAAACGAUAUUAAACACACUAAAUAUGAAGGAUAAGUAAGAAAAAAAGAAAAAUCUAAUGAAAACAUUAAAACAAAUUAGAUUAAAAAGUAAGAGAUAAAAUAGCUAAAAGUUUAGGGUAUGAAUCAAUAAUUUAUUCACUAUAAUAUUUAAAGUUCUUAAAAUAUAUGA
Messenger RNA from Tetrahymena thermophila SB210, 4470 nucleotides. RefSeq lists its product as hypothetical. The record is from RefSeq and is a predicted model, not a curated record. The transcript is spliced from 7 exons. NCBI's taxonomy places the organism in Eukaryota, Ciliophora, Oligohymenophorea, Hymenostomatida, Tetrahymenidae.